Messenger RNA from Sebastes umbrosus (honeycomb rockfish), 2033 nucleotides. RefSeq names its product asialoglycoprotein receptor 2-like. Bases 671 to 1894 code for a protein of 407 amino acids. The record is from RefSeq and is a predicted model, not a curated record. Gene Ontology annotation, molecular function: signaling receptor activity. Lineage: Eukaryota; Metazoa; Chordata; Actinopteri; Perciformes; Sebastidae. The transcript is spliced from 11 exons.
CCAGUUACAACAACCUGACUCAACCUUUUUAUUUUUAUUUUUAUUAUUAUUUUUUUAGAGGGUGACCAUUGCCCCCCAGAAGAUGGCGCCCUAGACGCCUAUAUGGCCUAUGCCUUAAGCCGGCCUUGAGCUGACUAAAGAAAGAGACCAGUUGGAAGAAAGCCCUGAAAUGAAGACAGAACUUUUCUUCAGAAGUAAAGAAAUCUCUGAAGAAACUGAACCUGUGAUUUAUCGCUUCAUGUCUAGCUGGGAGCUGAACUGACUUAACUUUUUUAAGGAGCAGCUGAAGGAGUGUGUGUACUAUGUUCAAGUCAUUUCUGCUAUGUUGCCUUUGACUGACUCCCGCAUACUUCAUGUGAAUGUGUUCAUAACUUAUUGUAGAGUUUUGGGUGAAACAAUAAUUAGCUUAGCAAUAUUAGCUGUAUUUAAUUCCUCCAUCAGAGAUUGGUGGUCUCACACCAACAACUAUUUGACAGGAAACUGUCUUGAUUGUGCAAGACUAACGGCAAAAUGAAGAAGUGUGAGAGAUAAUAAGUUGCAGAAAGAGUUCUGCUGUCGCAUUCAGAUUGUCAGAACCAGAGAAGAAGAAGCAGCUUACAGAUCAGUGCAGCUGGUUGUCAUAAUUUGCUGGUCAAGUAUUUUGAGGUUUGUCUUUAAAGAGGAGGCUGAGAUGACGCCGGACGCUUCAUCCAAGAAGGAAAAACUCUUCGGACUGGUUGUUGUGAGCUUCGGACUCCUGUGUGUCCUACAAGCUACUGUCAACAUUUCCCUGCGUCUCACUCUCUACAGUUCUUGUGCGAAGACGCCAGAUUUUGAGGCCAUUAUCAAAAACCUGACUGAAGAGAGAGAAGAUUUGAAGAGGAUGCUGAGCACCUGGUCUAAUAACUGCCAACCACGAUGGGUGUAUUUCAAGCACAGUUGCUAUUACUUUUCUUCCAUUGUCAAGUCCUGGCAAGAGAGUAGAGAUUACUGUCAGCAAAGAGGUGCAGACCUGAUGAUCAUCAACAGCAAAGAGGAGCAGGAAUUUGGAAGUCAAUACAAGCGGAACACAUGGAUCGGACUGACUGACAGUGAGACAGAGGGGAUAUGGAAAUGGGUGGAUGGGACUGCAGUGAACACAAGCUACUGGUACCCUGGGCAGCCCUACAACAAAAACAAUGAUGAAGACUGUGGAGUAAUAAAGGGCCUUGAAAAAGAAAACAACUGGAAUGAUUUGCCAUGUAACAUCCAAAGGUACUGGAUCUGUGAAAAGGUGGGGCCUCCAUGUGUGAGAGAUAAUAAGUUGCGGAAAGAGUUCUGCUAUCACAUUCAGAUUGUCAGAACCACAGAAGAAGAAGCACCUUACAGAUCAGAGCAGCUGGUUGUCAUAAUUUGCUGGUCAAGUAUUUUGAGGUUUGUCUUUAAAGAGGAGGCUGAGAUGACGCCGGACGCUUCAUCCAAGAAGGAAAAACUCUUCGGACUGGUUGUUGUGAGCUUUGGACUCCUGUGUGUCCUACAAGCUGCUGUCAACAUUUCCCUGCGUCUCGCUCUCUACAGUUCUGGUGCGAAGAUGCCAGAUUUUGAGGCCAUUAUCAAAAACCUGACUGAAGAGGGAGAAGAUUUGAAGAGGAAGCUGAGCUCCUUUGCUAAUAACUCCCAACUAGGAUGGGUGUACUUCAACCACAGUUUCUAUUACUUUUCUUCCAAUGUCAAGUCCUGGCAAGAGAGUAGAGAGUACUGUCAGCAAAGAGGUGCAGACCUGAUGAUCAUCAACAGCAAAGAGGAGCAGGAAUUUGGAAGUCAAUUCGAUCGUGACACAUGGAUCGGACUGACUGACAAUGAGACAGAGGGGGUUUGGAAAUGGGUGGAUGGGACUGCACUGGGCACAAGGUUCAUUAAUUAUGUUUUUGUUUAAAUUAUUUAUUAAUAAUGUAGUAUUGCUAUAUAAGAGCAAUAUGACUGAAUACAACUAUAGUCUCCUUCAUAAACCCCCCACCCAGCAAUGGCAGCACUCUUUGAUUUUUAUAUGUUAUGUAUUGUCGAGGUGGAAAUUA